AGUCUUGUGGGAAGCGCGUCCUGAGGGAGACACUCGUUUGUUGCUGAAGAAUGGACGAGAAACGCCUGGUGAUCGCUGCGGUGGUGAGUAGCUUGUAUCAUCGCCAGCAGCCCCAAUUUCAUGCUGUACCCUCAACCUACGCGGUGGUAGCUCUAGCUUGUUCUAUAAGUGUGGUGUUGGCUGUGUCCACCGUCACUCUACUGGCGGUGACCAUGUCCGCCAAGCAUGGCGGGGAAAAUACUGAACCAAGAAGGAACAAAACCACUCCUCUUCUUCUCAUAUCACUCGAUGGAUAUCGCAGUGACUAUUUUUUCCGCUAUCAACCAACGCUCAAAAGUAUGGCAGAAAAUGGGGUGAAAGCUCACUUUAUGAUGCCCUCAUAUCCAACCGUCACCUUCCCCAACCACUACACCAUCGUCACGGGAUUGUACCCCGAAUCACAUGGUAUCGUCGCCAACAAUUUCUACGAUCCAGACUUUAAUGAAAGCUUUGCCAUUAACAUGAAGGUCAAGGACGGAAAGUGGUGGGGAGGAGAGCCCAUCUGGCACACACUCACCAGGCAGAACAAAACAAGCGCCACUUUCUUCUGGCCCGGAUCUGAUUUUAACAUCACUGGCCAUUAUCCGACCUAUUAUCGUCCCUUCGAUAAAGCAGUGCCUUUCGAAGAGCGCAUCGACCAGGUGGUGGAAUGGCUGUCGCUUCCCGAUGAGACCAGACCGGACUGGGUAUGCGUGUACCUUGACGAGCCUGACAGCACUGGACAUGCGUUCGGUCCUAACACCGCUCAAGUGGAUGACAUUUUGAUCAGAGUGGAUGGAAUGAUGAAUCGUCUUCUAUCUGGCCUGAGACGGAACGAUAUGGAAGACAAAGUGAACAUCAUAGUGUUGGCAGAUCAUGGCAUGGCACACGCAGGCAAAGAAAAAUAUAUCAAUCUUACUGACUACGAUGCUAAUAUCGAAAGUUCAACAACACAGAUCACUUACGGAGCCUUCACUAUGAUGAACCUCAAGGAAAAUGUGGCCAUCGAGGACAUGCUAAACAAAUUAUCAUGCCCACCUGGAGCCCCAUCCAUCAGGGCCUUCCCACCGGAAGACCUCCCCACACGUUUCCAUUAUUCUUACAACUCACGGAUUGGCGACAUCGUACUAGAUUUCGACAGCGGCUAUUACACCACAUAUAAUUACACAUUAGAUGGGGAGCACGGUUAUGAUAACCAUGAUAGCUUCAUGGAAGCCCUCUUCAUUGCCACUGGACCUGACUUUAAGAAGGGUGUAUUGCUGGAACCAUUUCAAAACAUCGAGAUUUACAAUCUAAUGUGUUACCUGACCGAAGUGGAGCCUGCGCCAAAUAAUGGCACUGAGGGAGCCCUCUAUGCUGCAUUGCUCGACCCCCCAGAAUUACCUGAAGUACCUGUGGAGGACCUACUGGUACCUGAAUACCCAACUAUCCUGACUGAGGAAUUACUGACGAUGGCGCAAUGCCGGGACAAUAACUUAACUGAAGAGGAACAACAACAGCUGCAAGAGAUCAAUAUAAACCAGAAUGAACAACUUGACUUAACUCUGCUCCACCUUCCAUGGGGCAUCCCUUCAUCUGGCAACCAGUCUGCCGAUGUGAUACUGCUCUACCAUAAGGACCACGUCACAGGAUAUUCUGAAAAGCUGAAGAUGCCUGUGUGGACAAGCUUCACCGUGAACAACCCACCGCAGGGGACACCGAGGAACGAAAGUUUGUGGCUUAGCGAUGUGCGUCUAAAUAUAUCCAACACACCUACAUGUGAAUCCUACCUCCAAGAAGAUCUUUCCAUGUUUCCACUUUUCCCUCCUGAACUCUCCACCAAUGGAAGCCUUGACCUUAUCCCAUAUUUAGUGAGCAACUCUGUGCCACUGGAAACCACAACAAGGAUCAUGGACUAUUUGGCUGAUUUCUUGCAACAGAUCCAGAUGAAACAGAAAACUUCAAUAAACGUGAAGCUUGGACCCGUAUUUGACAAUAAUGCAGAUUCCCUCCCUGAUGACUUUUUAAAUUCUACGAAUCUACAAGUCCCUUCUGAUCUCUUCAUGGUGAUCACCCACUGCAGAGAAGUGGGAGUUUCCAUCCAUAACUGUGGAAAUGACUCCCUUGAUGCAGUCUCCUUUAUAAUUCCUGAAAAACAGACUGUUGACAACAACUGCAAGAUGGAUCCAGACUACACUAUUACUAUGUUCCUGUCUACAGUCCAUGAUGUAGAGCUAGCUACAGGCCUUACCUUCUACCCUGAGCUUGAGCCUUCUACACGCCUACAACUGGCACUCAGGAUCCACAGAAAUGUUAAAGAAACUUUAAUGCAGAAACUUUAAUAUGACAUGUACACAAUUGAGCAAUUAGUUUCAUUCUGUAUAAUGUAAAUGUAAUGCAUGCAGAUAGUUUUGUAGAUAAUAUGUAUAAUUUCUGGGCUAUUGUAUAUGAUAGUGCAAUAAUUUAUGCAACAAACAUGUCAUUUGUACUUAAUGCAACUACUGUAUACUCGUAUACCUAUUUAUGCAGUGCUGGUGUGUACACAUUCCCUUGUGGGUAUCUAUUGUUGUAGUUGAAUAAAAAUAUUCUGCUCACUUUUAUUGUGAAGCAGUCAUUUGGUUCUUAACCAGCAUUAUACAACAGUACAUAUCAAGUGAAAAUAAUCACCAUCAACAUUUGUAGUACACCAGGUUACAGACAUGUGGUCCUAUAUCCAUAAAGUAUAUUUGUGUUUAUUCAA
Molecule: messenger RNA, 2737 nt
Organism: Scylla paramamosain (green mud crab)
Lineage: Eukaryota; Metazoa; Arthropoda; Malacostraca; Decapoda; Portunidae
Product: venom phosphodiesterase-like
Exons: 14
Coding region: 51-2339 (762 amino acids)
Molecular function (GO): hydrolase activity; metal ion binding; nucleic acid binding
Source: RefSeq, a predicted model, not a curated record